Messenger RNA from Vanrija pseudolonga, 888 nucleotides. RefSeq lists its product as uncharacterized. The transcript is spliced from 2 exons. Bases 1 to 888 code for a protein of 295 amino acids. The record is from RefSeq and is a predicted model, not a curated record. NCBI's taxonomy places the organism in Eukaryota, Fungi, Basidiomycota, Tremellomycetes, Trichosporonales, Trichosporonaceae.
AUGGACGAGGAGCGCACACACGCGCACCUUCUCGCCCCCAUGCCCCAGACGGACCCCGUCACGCCCGACGCUCCGUCUGACAACGAGGAAUGGGCGUACUACGAGGACACCGACACCGACACCGAGUCAGCGCCUCCCCCGCCCCCACCGCCCUCCGAGGCCGACGUCCCAAUCACGCCGUCGCCGCUGUACAUCCCGCCCCCACGGCGACAGCGCACACGGGACGCCGCCUAUGCAGCGUACUACGAGGUCCUCGUCGGCAAUCUUGCCACGCACGACCUCCUCGGCGUGCUCGCUCCCGGAGGGCGGGCCUACCCCUCCCGGCACCUGCUUUCUCCCGCACUCGAGGUGCUCCGCGCCGUCGUGGCGGUCCACUUCCCCGCCCUGGAGUGGGACAGUGCGACCUUCGACGCGCGCCUCGCGGACUUGCGGGGCGACAGGCCGGAGAGCGUCGCGUACUCUUUCGGCCUCUACUCCAGGGCCGUGGACCGCUGGUUUGAGUUGGCCUCGGAGGACGACCCUUUCCAAGAGGUGUCGCGUCCUGGGCGCAUCAAGGAGCCCCUCUUCAUGCCCGGGCCGUCCUCGAGCGGCUCUCGCUCGCCAACCACGCCACGGCGCCCGGCUCCAAAGGUCUCCUUCUCGCUCCCCUUGUCAAAGCCGCCUCUCUCGACCACCAAGACGGUCAAGCGCAAGAGGAGCGACCUGCACUCGAAGCAAGCCAUGCGCACCAAGGCCCCCCCAUCAGCGAGCGGGAGUCGUUCUGGUGCCCAGGACCCGUCACCCGACUCCUCCACGGCCCCUCUUACAGGAACCGAGGGACUCUGUGUCGGGCGAACAGGAGUCGCCGGGCAUCUCGGUCCUGCGGCCCUGAUCGCCACAGGUUGUUGA